Camelina sativa (false flax) is the source of this 1359-nucleotide messenger RNA. The record is from RefSeq and is a predicted model, not a curated record. NCBI's taxonomy places the organism in Eukaryota, Viridiplantae, Streptophyta, Magnoliopsida, Brassicales, Brassicaceae.
AUGGAGCCAAAGUUUCAUGCUUUCAUGUUCCCUCGGUUCGCCUUUGGUCAUAUGAUUCUCUUUCUGCAUCUUGCUAACAAACUAGCUGAGAGAGGUCAUAAGAUUACUUUCUUGCUACCUAAGAAAGCUCAGAAGCAACUUGAACAUCUCAAUCUGUUCCGAGACAACAUCGUCUUUCACCCUCUUGUUGUCUCUCCUCUCGAUGGCCUCCCUAUUGGUGGUGAGACAGCCUCGGAUAUCCCGACCUCGUUAUCAAGUUCAUUGGCCUCGGCUAUGGAUCGGACACGUGAUCAGGUCGAAGAUGCGGUUCGAAUUGGGAAACCGGAUAUGAUAUUCUUCGAUUUCGCUCAGUGGGUAACUGAAAUAGCUAAAAAGAAUGAAACCAAGAGUGUGUAUUUCAUAACGUUUUCUGCAGCAGCUGCAUCUACCUUACUUGUCCCUGGUCUUCGACCAGAUAACUUAGAUGUUCUUCCACCAGGAUAUCCAUUUUCGAAGGUGUUGCUUCGCGGUCAAGAAACUAAUGCCAUGUCAUUCCUCUUUUAUCCGUUUGGAGAGGGACAUACGAUUUACGAACGUAAUAGUAAGGGACUUACAAACUGCGAUGUCAUUUUAACAAGGACUUGCCUAGAAGUGGAAGAGAAAUUUUGCGAUUUCUUGGGGAGCCAAUUUCAGAGAAAAGUUCUCUUGUCAGGUCCAAUCCUCCCUGAACCGGACAAGAUCAUACCACUAGAAGAUCGAUGGAAUCUUUGGAUGAACCGGUUUGAACCCGGCUCAGUGGUGUUUUGUGCUCUAGGAAGCCAAAUCAUUUUGGAGAAGAAUCAAUUUCAAGAACUCUGCUUAGGGAUGGAGCUGACAGGUUUACCAUUUCUUGUAGCGGUAAAGCCACCAAGAGAAUCAUCAACAGUCCAAGAAGGGCUACCAGAAGGGUUUGAGGAGCGGGUGAAGGGGCAUGGAGUGGUAUGGGGAGGAUGGGUGCAGCAACCGUUGAUAUUGGCUCACCCAUCGGUAGGGUGCUUUGUGAACCAUUGUGGGUUUGGAUCAAUGUGGGAGUCUAUGGUGAGUGAUUGCCAAAUUGUAUUACUUCCAUAUUUGCCUGAUCAAAUCCUCAACACAAGAUUGUUGAUUGAGGAACUAGAGCUCUCAGUGGAAGUGGAAAGAGAAGCAGGAUUGUUCUCAAAAGAAAAGUUGAGCGUUGUGGUAAGGUCAGUGAUGGAAAAAGACAGCGAGCUCGGAAACCGGGUGAGGAAGAACCAUGCAAAGUGGAAGGAGACUUUGCUUCGUCAUGGACUAAUGAGUGGUUAUGUCAAUAACUUAGUAGAAGCACUGGAGAAACUAGUCCAAAAUAUAAAUCUUGAAUGA